Lodderomyces beijingensis is the source of this 1977-nucleotide messenger RNA. Lineage: Eukaryota; Fungi; Ascomycota; Pichiomycetes; Serinales; Debaryomycetaceae. The record is from the annotation of a GenBank genome assembly.
AUGAGAGCAUUGUUAUCAGGAAUUGCAUGUGCUUUCCUCGUUUUCUUCAAUCCUCUAGCUAAUGGACUAGAACUCACCGAUCGAAAUGACAGUGACAUAAUUUUCUUCUCACGCUCCAAUGAAUCCGCCGUACGAGCGACGGAGUUUACCAACUGCUCACAAAUCACCACUAUUGCCCCCACAGAGCAGUGCCAAUUCGUUCGCGAAAACUGCAUGAGUGAAAGCGUCAUCAACUAUUAUCGGUUAUACUUUUGUGAUUUCCACCUACUAGGCCCGUUUGCGAUUGUGCCCGUUGGGAUUUUGCUAGUUUUACUAUUCCUUUCGCUUGGGGUAACAGCGCUGGAGUACUUGUGUCCCAACUUACACACCAUUUCCAAGGGCUACUUGAAGAUCCCCGAUAACUUAGCAGGGUUGACCUUGCUUGCGUUUGGGAACAGCUCGCCCGAUAUCUUUAGCACUUUCCAAGCCAUCAAGAUGGACCUGGUGAACUUGGCCGUGUCGGAGUUGAUAGGAGCGUCGUUGUUCAUCAGCACGUGCGUGAUUGGGUGCAUUGGCGUGGUGAAACCAUUUGAAGUGCCCAAGAUGUUGUUUAGACGGGACGCAGCAAUGUACUUGCUGGUGUAUGCAUUGAUCACGGCUGCGCUAGUUUCAGGGUAUUUGCAAUGGGCCAUAUGUGUGUUAUUGGUUGCGGUUUACGUGGUCUAUGUCACCAUUGUGAUUUUGUCACAUCGAGCGCACAAGUCGCGCAUGGAGGCCAUCUUGAGAGAACGUCGAGCAAGGAGCAAUCACGGAGAGUUGUAUGAAAACGGUCGAGCUAGUCCAAUCGACGAUAUAUAUCUUGAUCGAAUUGCAAGGUUACCUACAGUCGAUAAUAUACAUAUGGGAGAGGGAAUAGGAGACGGAGACGAUUACGAUCAAGCUGAGGCUGAGGCUGAUAUUGGCAAUUACGGGUUAAAAAAAUUGAUGAAGGAUUUGUCGACCCAUUCGAAUUUGACAGGAACUAUUCAAUUGGAGGAGCAAGACAGACCGGUAAGAGAGGACUCCGUUGAGAAUGGUUUAAACUUGGACUCUAACUUGAACUUAAACUCUGAAAAUUCUCAUUGGAACCAAAUUUAUUUGCAAAUCAUUUACCCUCAAUUGGCCAAUUUCCGGCAGAAAUCAAUCAAGGACAAAGUUUCAACCUUUCUUCAACUCCCAAUAUUAAUACCGUUGAAACUCACCAUACCAGUACGGGAGUACUCGAAUUUGGAAAAAAUUGAAAAUGAUCUACAGUCGGGGGCCCCCUUCAUGGCAUCUUCCUCCUCGUCCAUUUUCGAUCACGACUCAGAUUGCAAGUUUUUGCAAGCUCAAAUUGCGCUUGGCACGAUACUACUUGUCUUUUCAUAUUGCCCCCUGUCUACGUUAGCCAAGACUGCGCUACUGAUGGUCAUUUCGUGCCUUGCUUUCUUUGCAAUGCGUGUUUUAUAUCCCAAACCUCAUGCAGUUUCCUUCAUCAAAAGACUUAAAAUCAUCAACUGCUUUGCUUCCAUAUUUGGCCUAGUAACAGCCGUCACCUGGAUUUCCAUAAUUGCCUCCGAAGUAGUGAGCUUGUUGCACGUGAUAUCCGCCGCAUACAGUUUGAGCGACGACUUGUUAGGAAUCACCUUGUUUGCCGUGGGCAACUCGGUGGGGGAUUUCGCAACCAAUUAUACGAUUGCCAAGAUGGGGCUCCCCAAUAUGGCUUUUGCUGCGUGUUUUGGAGGCCCCUUGCUCGCCUUGUGUUCCUUGGGGUUGAAUGGGUUGAUUUUGAGUAAUGAUCUCCAUUUGCAAGCUUCUAGGAUCCUUUGGAUUGGGGUUAUUGCGUUGUUUUGGAAUAUGGCGGUGUUGUGUGUGAACUUACCUCGAAACGGUUGGAUGCUCGACAGGAAGAUCGGGUCCGUUCUAAUUGGCAAUUGGAUUGCAAGUUGUGCCCUUUGCACUUUAAGUAACUUUGUCUAA